Messenger RNA from Populus nigra (black poplar), 4043 nucleotides. Its product is annotated as disease resistance protein RUN1-like. NCBI's taxonomy places the organism in Eukaryota, Viridiplantae, Streptophyta, Magnoliopsida, Malpighiales, Salicaceae. Gene Ontology annotation, biological process: defense response; signal transduction. The transcript is spliced from 5 exons. The record is from RefSeq and is a predicted model, not a curated record. Gene Ontology annotation, molecular function: ADP binding; protein binding. The coding region runs from base 236 to 3613 and encodes 1125 amino acids.
CACCUGUUAGUUUUGUACUAAUUGUUUUUAUGGAAUUAGACCCUUUGAUUUACCAAAUACAUAUUUCAAAUUGCAUGAAAAAAAACCCCAAGUGGGGUAUUUUUUAUGUCAAAGGAGGUUUCGAAGGUGAUGAUGCCCAAAAACGCGGUUCAAAGCAAGCCCCAUUUCCAUUCUUUCUUCGUCCAUAGACUCUAAUCUGCUGAAUCACAAGGAAGUGUAAUUUUUUUUUUUUCACAUGGUUUCGACUUCUUCUUCAACAACCACUCCUCAAGAAAAAUACGAUGUGUUCCUUAGUUUCAGAGGAGAGGACACUCGUGUUUGUUUCGUCAGCCACCUCUAUGCUGCUUUGAAGCGGAAACAAAUCUCAACCUUCAUCGAUUACAAACUUAACAGAGGGGAAGAAAUUUCUCUAUCCCUUUUGAAAGCAAUUGAAGAUUCCAAGCUUUCUGUCGUUGUUUUCUCUGACAACUAUGCGUCUUCCAAAUGGUGCUUGGAGGAACUUGCAAAAAUUCUUGAAUGCAAGAAAGUUAAAGGGCAGAUGGUUAUACCCGUUUUCUAUCGGGUUGAUCCAUCUCAUGUUAGGAAUCAAACUGGAAGUUUUGCCGAUGCAUUUGCUAGGCAUGACCAGUUAUUGAAGGAGAAGAUGGAAAAGGUGCUCAACUGGAGAGCGGCCAUGAGGGAGGCAGCCAAUCUAUCUGGGUGGGAUUCACAUAACAUUAAAUCUGAGUCUGAAUUUGUUGAUGACAUUGUUAGAGAUAUAUUGAACAAAUUGCAUCAAACAUCUAUGAGUACUCAUCAUACGAGUCUGAUUGGAAUUGAUGCACGUAUUAAGAAGGUUGAAACUUUGUUGAAAAUGGAGUCCCAAGAUGUUCGGAUUGUAGGGAUAUGGGGAAUGGGUGGUAUAGGUAAGACAACUAUUGCUAAAGCGGUAUAUGACAAUGUCUCUGCUCAAUUUGAAGGGUUCCUCUUUGUUGCAAAUGUUAGGGAAGAACUAAAAAGACAUACAGUGGUUGGUUUGCAGAAAAAUAUCCUUCCAGAAUUACUAGACCAAGACAUUCUGAACACUGGCCCUUUGAGCUUUGGAAAUGCUUUUGUAAUGGAUAGACUUCGCCGUAAAAAGGUUCUUAUUGUUCUCGAUGAUGUGGAUAGUUCAAGGCAACUGGAAGAAUUGUUACCAGAGCCACAUGUUUCAUUUGGUCCAGGAAGUAAAAUUCUUUUAACAAGUAGGGAUAAGCAAGUGCUUAGGAAUGUGGUUGAUGAAAUCUAUGAUGUUGAGAGAUUGAACCACCAUGAAGCUCUUCAACUCUUUAACAUGAAAGCCUUCAAGAAUUACAACCCCACAAGUGAUCAUAGUGAGUUGGUAGAAAAGAUAGUAGAUUAUGCACAAGGCAAUCCUUUGGCUCUUAUAGUUUUAGGUUCUGCUCUCUAUGGUAGAAGCAAAGAGGAAUGGUGUAGUGUUUUGAAUAAGUUAGGGAAAGUUUCUAGCCGUGAAAUUCAGAAUGUGUUGAGAAUUAGUUAUGAUGGGCUUGAUGAUGAACAACAAGAGAUAUUUCUUGAUCUUGCAUUCUUUUUCAAUGGGGCAAAUAGGGACCGUGUUACAAAAAUUUUGGAUGGUUGUUAUUCAGCUGCUCGUUCGGAUAUAAGUGUUCUUUUUGAAAAGUCUCUCAUCACCACACCUGGUUGCACUGUCAACAUGCAUGAUUCAAUACGAGAGAUGGCUUUUAGCAUUGUUCGUGAAGAAUCUAAAAUUCCAGGCAAACGUAGUAGGUUAUGUGAUCCUGAGGAUGUAUAUCAAGCAUUGGUGAAAAAGAAGGGAACGGAGGCAGUUGAAGGCAUAUGCUUGGAUAUCUCUGAAUCACGUGAAAUGCACUUAAAAUCUGAUGCCUUUUCAAGGAUGGAUCGGCUAAGAAUUCUCAAAUUUUUUAAUCAUUUUUCCUUGGAUGAAAUUUUCAUAAUGGACAACAAAGAUAAAGUGCACCUUCCUCAUUCUGGCCUCGAUUAUCUUUCUGAUGAGCUGAGAUAUCUCCAUUGGGAUGGGUUCCCUUUGAAAACCUUGCCACAAAGUUUUUGUGCUGAAAACAUUGUUGAGCUUAUUUUCCCUGAUAGCAAGAUUGAAAAGCUUUGGACAGGUGUACAGGACCUUGUGCAUUUAAGAUGUAUGGAUCUCAGUGGCUCCCCAUAUUUGCUUGAAAUCCCAGAUCUUUCCAUGGCUGAAAAUAUAGAGAGUAUAAAUCUUAAAUUUUGUAAAAGUUUAAUAGAGGUGAACCCCUCUAUUCAAUAUCUCACCAAGCUGGAGGUCCUUCAGCUCAGUUAUUGUGACAAUCUUAGAAGUCUUCCAAGCAGGAUUGGUUCGAAAGUUUUGAGAAUUCUUGAUCUAUAUCAUUGCAUUAAUGUCAGAAUAUGCCCUGCAAUUUCAGGAAAUUCACCAGUUCUUAGAAAGGUUGAUCUACAAUUCUGUGCAAAUAUUACAAAAUUUCCAGAGAUUUCCGGGAACAUAAAAUAUCUAUAUUUGCAAGGGACGGCAAUCGAAGAGGUGCCUUCAUCAAUUGAGUUUCUCACAGCACUUGUUAGAUUGUAUAUGACUAACUGCAAACAGCUCUCAAGUAUUCCCAGCAGCAUCUGUAAACUGAAAUCCCUUGAAGUUCUCGGGCUUUCAGGCUGCUCAAAACUUGAGAGCUUCCCAGAAAUCAUGGAGCCCAUGGAAUCUUUGAGACGUCUUGAGUUAGAUGCAACAGCUAUUAAAGAGCUACCUUCAUCAAUUAAAUAUCUGAAAUUCUUGACACAGCUUAAGCUAGGUGUAACAGCUAUUGAAGAGCUAUCCUCAUCAAUUGCACAACUGAAAUCUUUGACACAUCUUGAUUUAGGCGGAACAGCUAUUAAAGAGCUACCCUCUUCAAUUGAACAUCUGAAAUGUUUGAAACAUCUGGAUUUAAGCGGAACGGGUAUCAAAGAGUUACCAGAGCUUCCAUCAUCACUUACAGCUCUAGAUGUAAAUGACUGUAAAUCACUUCAAACCUUAUCGAGGUUCAAUCUAAGAAAUUUCCAGGAGUUGAACUUUGCAAACUGCUUCAAAUUGGAUCAAAAGAAACUAAUGGCAGAUGUGCAAUGUAAAAUUCAGUCUGGAGAGAUCAAAGGUGAGAUUUUUCAAAUUGUUUUACCAGAGGAUGAAAUUCCACCAUGGUUUCGCGGUCAAAAUAUGGGAUCUUCAGUUACCAAAAAGUUGCCCUUAAACUGUCAUCAGAUCAAGGGAAUUGCUUUCUGCAUAGUCUUUGCAUCUCCCACACCACUUCUGUCUGAUUGUGUCAAUUUUAGUUGCAAAUGCGAUGCCAAAAGUGAUAAUGGUGAACAUGAUCAUGUCAAGUUAUUAUGGUAUGAUUUGGAUCCACAGCCAAAAGCUGCUGUGCUCAAGUUAGAUGAUUCGGAUCACAUGUUAUUGUGGUAUGAGAGCACAAGAACAGGUCUUAAUAGUGAAUAUUCUGGCAGUGAAGUUACAUUCGAAUUCUACAACAAAAUCGAGCAUUCCAAGAUCAAAAGGUGUGGGGUCUAUUUCCUAUUUGAUAAGAAUCGAUCCAGCAGUUGUGAUGAGGAUUCGAGCCACCAGGAUGACAACUGAAGAGAUUUCAGAUUUUAUCAUGGAUGAUUUGAAAUUCCCACCAUUACUGGUCAGGGAAUUCAAUCUUCUUGGUUUAACUGCUACUGAAAUAUUCAAAUUACUUCAAGACUGAGCUGGAAAAGUCUAUAUCCUACCUGUCUGAUUAUCUUGAUGUCCUCCUUUGCUUCUUGAGUUAUGAGCAUUUCAUUCUCCUACAGGGCAUCACAUCUUCAAUCUCUAACUCGAUUCAUCCGGUAAUUCACCCCUUCCAUUUUUAUUAUUUAUUUUUUCUUCUUGAAAGUAUUCUAGUUUUUAUUGUCAGUACUGUUGUCUCAAAUACACUAAUUAAUAUUGUCGGAACAACGACCCCAAUUUUAUUUACACAACAUUCUAUGUAUACCUCUACCUCUACCUCUUUUAUUAUUAUUGAAAGUACAAGAUUUUUUUUUUU